CUGUGUUCGUUCGGCUCUGCGAAGUCAUUGUAUGUAAACAAGGUCAAGUAUUCGCCGCAGCAUUUCAGCCUGCACAGACCAACCAGACGACUCUCUCCAGAGAAGACGACAUCACAUCAGCACAACUAUUACAGGAUUUCGGAGAUCUCCAGCCACCAUGAUGCAGUGUCUCCAGUUUCUGGUUGAACCAACCAAGAACGUCACGGAGAAGUUUAAGGAGUUUCGUAAGAAGUCGAAGAAUGAAAAGAGAGAGCCGCUGGACGAGAGUCAGCUGUUUAUUGUGAAUCUCGCCAAGGACCUGGGACGGGUCUGUCAGAGGUCUGAGGUGCUGGAGCACAUCUCCAACAGUGAGGACGUUUGGCCCACACUCACCUGCAGGGCUUUCAUUCUGGAGUGGGCGGCUCUGCUGGAGAGCAAGAAAAGGCCGAUGCAGACUGACGGCUGGCCAGAGAGAAGUGACUGGAAGGAUCUGGCUCUGAGCGGCGAACAGGAUCUGGAGAAAGCCAAGAGGGUCAUUAUAACCUGGAGCAAAGACCUGAGAGCCCAGCCUGAGCAAAGCGUGUGGCCUGGAGAGCAGGUGGUGGCGGCUCUGGAUGACCUGGAGGCUCACUGGAAGCGUGGCCGGAUGGAGACCCUGCAGUCCGCCAUGGAGCUGCUGUUCUGGACACUCGUCAACAAAGACCUGGACAAGGAGACUAUUCCUCAGAAGUGGCUCGUGUGGAAACAGAGGAGCCAAAAAAUAGGUGCCGCCCCGUACAUUCCUCACAUGGUGUGGGACUGGAUCUGUGAUGCAGGAGUGGAAGUGACCCUUGACCUGGACACUGCCAACCCUGACCUGCUGAUCUCGGAGGACGAGCGGCGCAUGCGCUGUGGUUUCGAGCGCAGUGACGUGCCCAAUUAUCACCAGCGCUUUGACGGCUGGUGGUGUGCGGUGGGCACUGAAGGCUUCUGCUCCGGCCGCCAGUACUGGCAGGUGGAUGUGGGAGAAAUGGACUGGCGUAUUGGCGUGGCCAAAGAGUCAGCAUUACGGAAGGGCUUUAAGUCUCUGAACACCGACACCGGAUACCUGACCCUGCGACUGGAGCGCGGCACCGAGCUGAAGGCCCUCACCGUGCCGUUCACCUCCCUGCCAGCCACCCUAAUCCCCCGCAAGGUAGGGGUAUACCUAGAUUUCGACCAGAGUCAGCUGUCCUUCUACGAUGUGGAGAACCGCUCACACAUCUACACCUACAACGAGACUCCGGGAGAAAAGCUGUUCCCGCUGUUCGGGACGGUGGAGAUCGUGAAGGAUCUGGUGAUCCGCUCGCCCGGGGCCCGGAGCCACUGCGUGUGCCCCAGCAUGUGCCUGUGGACCUGAGACAACAGCUGGAACCCUAGACCUCUAGAGCAGUGGUUCUCAACUGAGUGCAAGCGGGGGAAAAACCUAUAGCAGGGUGAAAUGUGAAAUGCUAGUAUUUUUAUAUGAUGGAAGAUUUUGUGAAAGAGCUUUAAGUAAAGCAACCAGCCAUCGUAACAUUAAAACUGAGCUAUUCUUUCCCCUUUUACAAGAUGUAAAAUAAGUCUCUGAUGUCCCGAGUGUGUAUGUGAGGUUUCAACUCAAAGACAGACACAAUUUUUUUAAUAACUCUUUGAUACUGCCCCGUUUAGUUAUUGGUAUAGUGUUGUUUUGGUGAUUCGGUUUAAUUUUAAAUGAGAUCGUGCUCCUAGUGCUCUUUUAAAAAGCCAAUUUGUCAGCGAAGUGGCCGAUUCAAAAUAGGGCAAACUGUGAAAUGCUAAAAAAGCCAAAAGAAGUGGCUAAGAAGGAAGUAGGCUAUGGAGACCACUGUGUUAAUUGUCGCAUCGUAAGGCACUGACUUUACCUUCGGCAGGUACGUUAUGAAAACACCAAUGGCAGACGGCUGCUUCUUACUCAAGGCUGUCUAUGAUAAUGAGUGGAACUAAUGGGCAGAGCUUCCCCCCUCUAAUUACAUGUACAAAUGAAGAAUGUCAAAGUGUUUCUGCAGGAGGAAUUCCGGUUCUGGCGCCUGAGGAGUGGUCGUGCCAGCGGUCCACUCCCAAAAAACUUUUCCGUUGAUCUUUUAACAUCAGUGCUUUUGUUGGUACCUGACUGUAUUUGUUAAUCUAGUGUUCUGUGGCUUAAUUCGCUUUUGAAAUGUCAAAAGGAAGGGGCGGAUAAAGAGAGAGAAGGCUUAGAGAGAAGUUACGUUAACCGAGAUUCAUGCGCUACAAGUCGACCUUAGAGCCUUGAGAGCCUCAGAUAAGACUUUAACACGUCUUUUGAAAGUUUAGCAGCCAAACUAGUUAAUAUUCAAUCCACGGUGGCUGAUCAUGAUCUUCACAUUGGUGAAGUGUGUGUCCGGUGCUACAGAUAUUACUCAGCAGCUCAAUCAGCUUAUUGCUAACGUGUUCGAGGCUUCAGAAAGACAACAAGUGGUUAAAAGCUAAAGUCUAUAUUCUUGAGUCACAAUCAAAACAUAUGAAUUGUGGUCCUACCCGAAUCAAUCGAGGGGCCGCAACCAAUGACUUUUUUCUCUCAGCUUCUGGUCAAAGUGUUUCCCAAGAUAAAAUAAAGUUUAUACAUUUUUCCAUUAGAGGUUGGGAGUGUUUAAACCCCUUACGAAUGUAAUUUUUGCAUAAUCGGUCUCAUUUAAAUAAUUUAAUUUUAGUUAGUUUUAAACGACGACAAUCCCAUUAAGCAUUGCGAAUGACAUCAUUGUCGUGCUCCAAAUUGCACAUAUUGCCUUCUGAAGGGCACUUCGGAGUAGAACCAAUCAUGGCUGCCACGAUUGAGCUCCUACUCCUAGCAGAGAAGUUGUGUUGCGCUCAACAAAGUUAUUAGGUUUAAAACUGCAGUAAGGUUAUUUUAUUCACUACAGUAAAUACAAAGUGAUUUUUCUUUGAUAGAGAUGACGCCAGUGCAUUGUUCAAUGACUAAGCUGUGUUAGCAAUAAUAACAACGUUACCUAAAUUGAUUCACACUCAUUUUCUUCCGCUUUUCUGGAGCCGUGUCGCGAGGGCAGCAUUCUUAGGUUAGAACCCCAGACUUCAGUCUCACCCGACACUUCCUCCAGCGGGAUCCCAAGGCGUUCCCAGUCCAGCUGAGAGACAUUGUCCCUCCAGCGCAUCCUGGGUCUUCCCCGAGGCCUCCUCCGGGUGGGACAUGCCAGAAACACCUCCCUAGGUAGGCUUCCAGGAGGCACCUGAAACAGAUUCCCGAGCCACCUCAGCUGAAUUUUCUCGAUGUGGAGGAGCAGCGGCUCUAUCCCCGAGCUCCUCCUGGGUGUCAGAGCUCCUCACCUUAUCCAUAAGGGUGCGCCCUGCCACCCUGCAAAGGAAACUCAUUUCGGCCGCUUGUCUCCAAGAUCUUGUCCUUUCGUUCAUGACCCAAAGACCAAAAUUUAGCAAUUUAAUAAGUUUUAAAAAUGUUAAUUAAGGUCUACAGUUGUGUUCAAUAAACCAAUUAACAACCCCAGAGCUCAUGCAUUUGACAAAUAAACUCUGACAUAACAAAGAUUAGGCGACGCAGUGGCGCAGUAGGUAGUGCUGUCACCUCACAGCAAGAAGGUCACUGGUUCGAGCCUCGGCUGGGUCAGUUGGCAUUUCUGUGUGGAGUUUGCAUGUUCUCCCUGCGUUCCCUUGGGAUUUCUUUGGGUGCUCUGGUUUCCCCCACAGUCCAAAGACAUGCAGUACAGGUAAAUUGGGUAGGCUAAAUUGUCCUUUACAAAUGCCUGGUUUAUUUUUGGUUGCUAGGUUGCCAAUCCUACAGUCAGCCUCUCUAACAACUUGACAAAUAAACACUAACCUAACAAACAUUACACCAACAUGACCAAUCAGCCGUCUUUACUAUGCCUGCCUUGUUUACUGUUGGUUGCUAGGUUACCAAUACUACAGUUAGCCACUCAAACAACUUGACAAAUAAUCUCUGACAUAGCGAACAUUACACCCACAUGACCAAUCAGCCGUCUCCAUUAUGACUGCCUUGUUUAUUUUUGGUUGCUAGGUUACCAAUGCUACAGUCAGCCACUUCGCCACCUUAUUUUGCUUUGUUUAUGCUAACUUUGAAAAAAUUCGCUUCACGUUUAGAUGCAAACCUGACUAUUGUUCCUUUCGAAUUUGCACAAUUCUUAUAGUAUGGUUAUUUCUAAACGCUCUCUUAUUGAAAGCACUUUGUAAAUAUGAACUUAAUAGAAAACAUUCAGUGUCACGGUUGACUAAACUGCACCGAUGGUUUUUCGAAACCUUUUAAAGAACUUUGCUUGAAACUAAUCUGAAGUGUCUAACAAUUUGCAUAUUGUUGAUCUUGAGCACUUUAUAGAACAAUUUAAGACAUUAAAUGUGUGAUGCGUAGAACUGUUUUUGACAACUAAACAUAAUUAGCCCCUUGUUUGGUCGUCCUGACGGAAAACCAGUUGAGAACCAGUGCUCUAGUCCAUUACUGGGCUGCGUUAGAUAUCAGUUUGUAGUGAUUAACUGUGAUCCAUAGCAGUAAAGCCCAGUAAAUCCAUUAAAGUAGUGUACAAUCUCUUCCAGCUGCUGCUUCUGUGGUACUUCUGCACCUUAUUAUAUGUAACGCAGUGUUCACCUGCCCUGUCUGCACCUUCACAUUCAUCUCACACGCUCAACAUCAUGAUAUAUGAACAUGCACUUUAUGCCAAUAAUAAAUGGAAAUGAGCUCAAA
This is a messenger RNA of Danio rerio (zebrafish), 4678 nucleotides long. Lineage: Eukaryota; Metazoa; Chordata; Actinopteri; Cypriniformes; Danionidae. The record is from RefSeq and is a predicted model, not a curated record.